AGUAGUGUUCGGUUCGCUCAUUUAAUCUCUUUAUUGGGGAAAAAGGGAGGCGACAGCCAAUCGCAGACACACUACUUCUGCGCCUAAUGCCUAUACACUUCAAAACCAUAAACUCUUCAUUUUUUUCAAUUUAAAACUCUUCAUUUUUUUUAAUUCCACCAGAUCAUGCCUCAGCACCAUUCUUAUUAGUUCUUCAAAAAGUUUUUCUCCAUUUGAUAAUCUUCAAUGGCUGAGUCUAAUUCUGAAAAUUACCCUUCACUCCCCUCCAAUUACGUCUCCAUAGCCCAACUCCAAGAACGAUGGCUCAAGGAGAAACAAAGAAAACAACAAGAACAGGAAAAACAAGAAAAGAAAAACCCACAAAACCCAGUUCUUCAAAAUCAUCAAAAACACAAAAAUCUGCAAAAUCGUGAAAAUCACAGUGGAAAAGGUUGGCGUGAGGUGGGUUUGAUUGCUAAGAACCUAAGUCAAAGGAGGUCAAAAUCACUGCUCCUGUGGUUGAAGAAAGUAUUGAUGGAGGAUCAAGGGAAAAAUUUAAGAAGAAACAGGAAAAGUGCUAUUUUCGAAACGGGAAACCUAGGGUUGAAAGAGAUGAAACAGAUAAUAUGGCUAAAGUUUCAACCUUUGAUGUGGCCAAGGAAGAAAUCAGUAUAGUAGAGAGCGUCGAAAAUGGUGGAAAAGAAUUAUCUAGGGUUAAAUAUCAGCAGAAUGGGAAAUAUAAGGAGGUCAGAGAAGUGGCUACUCUUUGCGUGGUGGAGGAGGUAGGAGAAAACAAGGUAGAUAAGGAACAUGAGAAGAAAAAGGGCUAUUUUAGGACAAGGAAACCUAGGAUUGAAAGAGAUGUAACGGGAAAUGUGGCUAAAGAUUCAACUAUUAAUGUGGCCAAGGAAGCAAUAAUGAUAGUGGAUAGUGUGAAAAAUGGUGAAAGAGAAUUAUCUAAGGGUAAAUAUCAGUAUAAUGGAAAAUACAAGGAGAUCAAAGAAGUGGCUACUGUUUGCAUGGUGGAGGAGAUAGGAGAAAUCAAGGUAGAUAAUGAACAUGAGAAGAGAAAGGGCUAUUUCCGAAAAAGGGAACCUAGGGUUGAAAGAGAUGGAACAGGAGAUAUGGCUAAAGUUUCAAGAAUUUAUGUGGCCAAGGAAGAAAUCAUGACAGCGGAUAGUGAGAAAAAUGGUGGUCGAGAAUUAUCCAAGGGUAAAUAUAAGUGGAGUGGUGAGUAUAAGGAAUUUAAAGAAGUGGCUACUGUUUGUAUGGUGGAGGUGGUAUGUGAAAACAAGGUAGAUAAGAAAUACGAGAAGGAGGAAGAACUUUUAGUUGAUGUGAAAGAAAGAAGUACCGAGAACGUGGUAGUGAGAGGUGGCGCAUUUCAUGGAUAUGUUGAUAAUAGGAGAGAUGUACCCUUGAUAGAUAAGAUUGAGAAAGAUGUUAGGAAGUUGUCAUUGAGUGAUAGGAGGAGGUACGGUGGUCAUAGGAGGCCGAGUGUCGGAGUGUAUAGUGGUGACAAGUGGAGAUAUGGGAGUACCUCCAGAAGGUAUGAACCGCGAAAAAUGUUGAAAACUGUGUGGGUUAAAAAAGGGGAGUCUUCAAAUGGUAAUGUUGCUGAAACUGAAACUCAGAUAGCUAAUUAUGCCGGCCUUCCUUGGUUAAGUUCAUACUACAUGAUGUUGAUUUUUCAAGCCAAAGCACAAGUCAGAGUCAGUUUUGCUCUCAGUGAAUCAAGUCAAGUUUCUUUAUAGAAGCGGCUUCUUAUGCAUUGCUUUCACCAAAUCAACUUCAUUCUUACUGGGAAUACAAGCAACUUUACAUGUAAAUUUGCCAGCAGUUGUUUCUCCUAGUCCUCUUUCUUGUAUGUAAGUCUUAGUAUUUCCCCUCCCCCUUGACCCUCUUGUGGCUUCAUAUUAACUGUAAAUGAAAAUGAUGUCAAAUCUGGAAUCAUGAACUAUGCAUUUUACAUAAAGGUAGUACCCUUGCCAAUGUCCGCGUAUCA
Messenger RNA from Nicotiana attenuata, 1984 nucleotides. RefSeq lists its product as uncharacterized. Bases 606 to 1733 code for a protein of 375 amino acids. The record is from RefSeq and is a predicted model, not a curated record. The transcript is spliced from 2 exons. NCBI's taxonomy places the organism in Eukaryota, Viridiplantae, Streptophyta, Magnoliopsida, Solanales, Solanaceae.